Messenger RNA from Bombus pyrosoma, 9591 nucleotides. Its product is annotated as protein phosphatase 1 regulatory subunit 12A-like. The transcript has a single exon. The record is from RefSeq and is a predicted model, not a curated record. Lineage: Eukaryota; Metazoa; Arthropoda; Insecta; Hymenoptera; Apidae. The coding region runs from base 1 to 2961 and encodes 986 amino acids.
AUGGUCCCGUGCGCCCAGGGUCGCGUCAUCGUCGAAACGGCGCGUCCGGCGCUUCCGUAUUUCGCCACGUGUACCAGUUAUCGUCGACAGGUGGCGAUAACCAGCACCCCGAUCGAGAUAGCCAGUAUAUCUGGUACGUUCUCGAGUACCACACAGACCGAUCAACAGUCAACGGGUUCUGGCAGCAACAGAGGCGCCAUCAGUAAGAUCCCGAUGCUUCCGGCUCACAGUACCGCGGCCAGACCAGAAGACCUCGGUGUAACGCCCUGGUACCUCGAGGAUUACCCUACCAUAGAUUCCUCGCCGGGGCCCAUGGGCGAUCGGAGCUCGUAUCCCUCGUACUCGCACAUGGACACGGAGAUGAAGCCGGAAAGCACGUCCACGAGGAAUAGCAGCAUCGACAGCGAGGUACCACGACCUGGUCCAGCGAGUACCGCACCUAGGAAGGCGUACAUGGAUCUGAGAGACGCCAUUGCUCUGCUGGACGAAACCUGCCCGAACCAGGAGCCCAGUCCGUCCCUCACGCCGAGAACACCCAGGACCCCGUUAACGCCACACCCGAGGAAUAAACGGGCGCGAUCUAAGAGCAGCGACAACUCAUCGAACUAUAGCAGCGAGAAAUUAAACGAUCGAUCGUUCGAGAAAGAGGGUAAGGAGAAGAAGAGACCGUUUUUGAAGAAGAUCGGCAUCUCGAAGACGGAGGACAAGCCGUUCCUGGCGAAGCUUGCGCCUAAGAUAACAGGCAAGCCUUACUUGGAGAAAAUCGGGCCUAGCAAGGCGGUGGAGAAACCUUUCUUGGACAAGAUUGGCUCGUCGAAGACGUUGGAUAAAUUUAUAUUCGAUACUCCGCGUUAUGAAAGGCGGGGCGUUAAGAAUGAAACGUGUGUGGAGGAAACAACGGCGAAGACCGAGGAAACGAAGAAGGCGGAAGAGAAAAGGGUUCAGAAGAACAUGAGAGUGGAGCAAUCGUUCGACGUUCAACGUAGAAGGUCUGCUAAAGGUCCUUUGUUGAAGAUGUAUUCGUUCGAAACCGAGGAUCUAGAAUCGACUGUGCAAGUAAAGGAACUUAGAGAUCCUCUCAGAGGUGCUUCUUUGGACGAUGUCCUGGACUCCGGGCCUAGCUCUUUGCCAUUGGAUACUACCACCACGACGGAAGAGUCGCCUAAAUUGGAAACGAAGGAACGGGCCAGCAACGGAGCUGAAUUGCUCAUGUGUCGCGUUACAACUAGCGAGGAAAUCAUUUUUACUAACACGAGUGUCAGUUCUGAUAAAGAACUUAAUAGCUGGGACAAUUCACCAAGAAAAAGAUGGCUGCUGAAGAGAGAUCCAUCGACACCAAGGACACCUACUCAUCGAAAGGUGAUGCAGAGCUCGCAGGCCGUUGAACAGACGCAAGAUAGCGUUUCCAAUUCGCCAGUGAAACGUCCAAUCUCAUCUGUUCUGCCAGAUCAAAAUGAAUCACAAGCUGACUCCUCGGAGAAAAAUAUUUAUUCGCCAAUGAAGACCAGAAGACAGACAUAUGAAGACCUGCUGGACAGGGAUGGCAAGGAUCAGGGUGAAAAACCUAGCAAACAGGCGCAGUUUGAGAGAAGAGGAAUUUCUUCGGAUAAUCUUUUGUCCAAGGAUCGCUCUAUCGCUUCUGUCGGAUACCAAGAAAGAGACCAGGUCGAAAAAACUAGGGAAGCAUCGUCAGAGGAUUCUCUGGCGCAUAGGAUAGGUCAGGAGUAUUCCAGAGAAACGUUCAAACAGCUUCAGGAUAAGUUUAAGUACCAUGAAAUUCCUACUGAAACGUACGCGGACUUCAAAAGACGCACAAGAGGCAACGUUCAGAGCAUAAUUGGAAGGCAACAGGAACGACUAAAAGCGAAUAACACCGUACCAGAUGCUCGUGACAAAAGUCCCAAGGAUCCUACGUCAAAAACAGACGAAGCGUCAAAGUCGGUAAGUUCGACUCCCGCUAAGAUGGAAACAGAUUCGACUUCGGAAAGCAAGAACGAAGUGGUACGAGUCCAUGGAGGUACAGUUAGAUCUGUACUAAAGAAACAACAGGGAAUAGAUCACCCUAGUGAUCAAGACUCGGAUACUAAUUCAUCCAUAAGACGACCGAAGAGAAGGAUCUUCCACGAACCGUCGCAAGAGACAAUGGACUUGCUGACUGAGCUGAGGAAGGUGAAGAGUUUGCUAAAGACUCCGUCAUGGGAGAAGGAGGAUCUUGAACUGGAUAAAAAACCAGUUCGACAGCCUAAGCGUAUUCUGUUGACCGACAAGGAAUUCUGUCUGUCUGUUGAACGGGAAAAUAGUAUUCGCCGUCCAUCGAGGGUGAUCAAUUCCCUAGAAAGAACAGAGGAAGGACAGCUUGAUAGGAAGCAAGAGGAAGAUCGGCAAAAAGAGAAGGAGAAAGAGGAAGAAACGAAGGAGUCCGAUGGAGGAAUUCCUGGCCCGGCUCUGUUUGAGAAGAAGUGUUUGUCGUUGGACUAUGCCGACGAGGAAAAACCACAGAAACCAGAAGCUAGAGCUGUAUCUUUGGCUUCUGCCAGGAAUUUGCCUUCGGAGGUUGAGGAAGCGGUCGAUUACUCGGAUGUAGCGUUGAUAUGCGACUCCAAAAGCUAUUCCUCCGAUGUUUUCAACACUCCAUCGGAUGAAACUAACGAGAAAGAGCGCGGUAGCGACUCGGAGAAAAGCGUUCCGAAGAAUAUGAGCCAGAAUCACUGCGCUGAAGUCGAUAUCGCUAUUCCUAUCGAUCAGAAGGCAAGCAGUCCAAAGGGUAGGGUUCAGAUUCAGGGUAGGACUAGCGAUCUUUACGAGAUCAUAUCCCCGAGAUCAACGCCAUUCCGAGUAAAAAAGCGACUCGGCAAGAUCUCUGUCGAGGAGACGGUCAAGCCGGAGAGUUUCACCCUAGGUUCUAAGGUCGACUGCCGAUCCACCGUUGCCCAGAAACGGACCAAGUGCUUCCCUUUAUAACGCACGCCGACCUGCCAGUGGGCGAAACGCUCUCUGACGACGUCCUGUGUUUGGCGUUCACUCUGAACGAAAUUCGAGCCGAGAAUAAUGGCAAAUCUGUUGGUCCUAUCGUUUAACUCUUCUGAUAAAGAUGGAUGGUGAGAUUGAUUUUGGAGAUGAAUUGUAAUAUAGGUGGUUGUAGACUGCUUUCGAAUCCAUCUUUGAUUCUCGAGUACUGUCUUUUCGCUGUUUAGACAAACUUCUUUUUUUUUCUAACAGUGAUCAUAAUAACAAUAGGUUGUUCCGAGUUAAGAAUAAAUUUAAUUUGAUAAAUAACAAAUGUGUUAUAAAAAAUUAAAUGAUGAGUAUCAGGAGGGUUAACAUGGCCUGGUGUACUGCCACGCCCUUAUCUCGCUCUCAAUUUCUAUCAGGGCGAAAAUAGCAAUCAACGUUCGCAGUUGUUCUUGGGGAUAAUCAUACGAACUUAAAUUCGACUCUCAUUUCUUUUUUCUGUUUUCUUUUACUGAGAAACGCAAUCAAAAGGUACAUAAGCGGGACGAUAAUAUUUCCUAAGAAACUAUGGUGAAGAACUUAUCUAAAUUUUUGAUUUUCGAUAAAGUUAUGAUUUUCGGAACGUCCAUUUUCUCCAAGAUGCGAGCGAUUAGAGACGGAGAGGAUUUCCUUAAAGCUCGAGAGUCGUCAGUGCUUCACACUUACGCAGAUAAUAUUCUAAAAACGCAUCCCGACCACUUUUUACCCGACGUUUCGCGAUAGGAAACGGCUCGAAGAAGCUCGACAGAUCGACGCGAAAUUUUCCACGCAGUGUAUUAUAUCCGAACAUCCGACAACGACGAAAAAACGGUGUCGCGCGCACACUUCCGCCUGUCGAGCAGUGCCUUGUUCGUGGAUAUAUUUAUUUAGACAAAAAUGAGAAAAAACAAAAAAACGAAGAAAAGAUUAAGCGAAAGAAUUACGAAGAAUCCUAUCGAACGAUAAUUAAGUAAAAAUGAAGAAAAAAAGAGAAAAAAAAUCACAAAAAAAAAAUAUAUAUAUAUAAUAUAUAUUCCGACUGCGGGCCGGAUUUUCUGAAUGGGUCCAUGGAGUUGUGCUUUCGAUUACGCGCAUCACGAAUGUUCUCUCCGACGAAUCUUUGAGGAAAAGGAAACUUUCACUAAGCUUCCGAAAUUAUAUACGAAAGCAGAAUGACAUAGAAACGCGAAUUUGUACUCUUUUCAAAAAUCUAUUUGGAUCAAAAACUUCGUUCAAGUUAGUUGUGUUACUUGAAUUCAACGGAUUAGUAAUAAGACUUUAAGUUUGAAUUCGUACAAGUCGAGUUACUUAACUUUCCAUCCGAUAAUUUCACUUGAAGAGAAUAUUUCCGACGGAAAAUAGAGGCGGAAGCAGUUGCGUAUGUAAAUGAAACGUUAAUUAUAUAAUUAUAAACGUAAUUUGUAAAAUCCAUAAGUAUAAUUGUAAACGUAAUUUCUAAUCCAUCCUGUGAUGUAUAUUGUACAACGUAACGCAAAAUCAUCUCAAGCUGGAGAUUAAAGCUGUCCUAAUAAGAAGAAAGUAAAUGGUACAAGAUCUCGCGUCCGCGAGCAAACUUCGAUUUACUCGAAUUUGAAUUGUUUGAACGUAGGUAACUCGGCUAAUCUGAACGAAGUUAAAAAGGGACGAUCGGACGACAGAAGAGACUAGGAAAUCUCGCGAGAGAGUGCAACUCCCACGCUUGCCAAGCCUAUUCCCCGUUCGGCGAAGCGCGUGACGUUUUAACGACGUAAAGAAAAACGUAAUAUAUUAUAUUGUAUCGGAGAAUAACAGAUUGUUACGUUCCUCUUAUAAUUUUCUAGAGGUAGAUAGGAUUGAUAAACAACACUCAAUGGAAUAAUACGGAAAGUAAAGAAUAAAUGUAGAUAUAUAAAUAUAAAUAUAUAUAUAUAUAUAUACACAGAGGCAAAAAAAUACAAUGACACGUAAGGAGAAAAAGAAAAAAAGAAAAAAUGGUACAUACUAUCGUUACUCCGAUGGAAUAUUUGUACGUAUUCUAUAUACUAUAUAUAUUAUAUAUAUGACUAUUAGAGACUAAAAGCGAGUUGGUAUAUAUGUAUAUAUAUACUUGCCACGUGGUGUAUACGCGUAUGUAUAUAUAAAUAUAUAUAUAUAGAAGCGUAUGUGUACCUAAAUAGGUGUACUUGUACGGAUCCUAUAGUUGACGAAAUGUGCCAAACAAAGAUACGAUUUAUUGUAUGUUAUGGAGUUACUUUUAUAUACAUAUAUUUAUACAGAGGGUUUGCGUAAAGUAUAUAAAACCCCGAAUUGAAGAUUCUUAACGUAUUCUAAGUGUAGAGAAACUCUGUCAAUGUGGUACGCGGCGUCAAAUACGUCGCGCCCUUUUGUUUAACCGAUGUACAGGAUGGUCCACUUAUUACGAUCGUUUCAAAUGUCACUUUUAUAUUUAAGGAGAGAAAAGAGAAAUAUCCCCGUAAUAUCGAUAAUACCAAUAGGCUGAAAAGUUAUUUUAAGAAAUAUAAUUUACAAAAGGUAGGAUCUAUCGCGAUUCAAUUGGCAUACAGAAAUUCUUAAUUCUCACGUUUGUAAUGCAACGUGAAAUUUUAGAUAAUUAACGCCAUACGAUUAUGUCAACACCGAACGAUUAAUUUACUUACGGCAAUUGUCGAGCAUUGCUCUCCUCAUUCGAAAAACUGCAAUCAUCGAUAAUAAAAUAUAACGGUGUCUUUUUUAAUAAACUGGUAAAAUUCUAGCUACGGAGUAUCGAUCACGAGAAAGCUCAAAUUUUAAUCGACGAGUGGACUCGCGUGAACCCAAGGUUCAUCUCACGAGACAUUCGUCUUCGUAAAGUUUGAAAAAUCGUCGUUCUUCGCCGUCUAUCCUCCUCGUUAUCAAAAACGGAGUAUAUUUGAAGCGAUCGUGGUUUAUGGAUUGUCCUCCAUAUAUAUGCGUAUAUAUAAUAAACGAAUGUGUAUGUGAGUAGAAUAAUAAGGGAGCAGAAAAUUCGCGCAGCGUCGGUAGAACAGUAAUAUCGAGCUCAAACAUCGUCUUCGAUUCGAGGAAUUAUAGAUUUUGAAGAAAACGCUCUGUAUCGUUACGUGAGCGCGGACGCAUCCAAACGAUCGUAGGUGUUUAGACGCGCGUGUAACAAGUACACGCGAAUUGUCCAUUGCACAGGUGAAGGUGCGCGUGCAGAUUACGUGUAUACGUUCGUGUACCUAUAUGAGUGGAUAUCGUAUAUGGUACUUACUUACACGUACACGCAUUCUCAUCGACUAUAAUUUUAUUUAAAAAUCGCUAUCCACCCGUGGUACUCGUUGCUUCUCCGCCAGUUUAUCCCUUUUUCUUUCGACGUACUUAAAUUUAGAAAAUCACUGAAAUUUCCUAUUUUAACGUCUCUACGAUAAUUGUCGAAUCGAUUAAGGAAUCUUUUUCUGAAAUUAUUAUCUCUUAUCGUACGAUUGUCGUAACUUAGUUUCUUUGAUUUUUCACCGACUUCUAAAAUAAUUGGUGAAAUAAUCGAAUAAUAUAAUUUCUUCUCUAUUUCCUCUUUCGGUCUUUUUAAAUCAUAGAAAUUUAAUUAUAAAAAUUCGGUCAUUUUGCGCGAAGAAACUUAAUUCGUUAUCAGAGUAAAGAUCUUUCUUAUCUGAUAUGACAGUAAAGUGUAUCGUUGAUCGAUUCGUACGAAUCUGUUACAAUUAAAAGCAACGAGUACCUACUUGCUCGUAUGAAACAUAAUUCACGAUUUUCUUGUUCGGUAAACCCCGUGCAAUGCGCAUCGUUUACGUUCGACAAAGUGCAAUCAAAAAAUAUGGUGAGGCAGGGUUCGCGUUCUAAUUCGGGGCAUAAAUCGUCCAGACUCGUUCUUAACUUGGGAAAAGUAAGAGGAACAUCACAACAGCUAUCCGUCCAUCUUAUCGGCUGUCCAUGCUCUUCGUCUGUGUGCGUACCGCUAGAAAUGCGUGCUUCUCGUCUACAUAUACAAUUGUCCAUGUAGAACAUCCUUUGCUUUACCAUAACGAGGUCAGAUGAAAUUGAGAAUGAUAAUCGAAGAAAAGUUAUUUUCAUUUAUAAGAAAAAUUUGAAUAGAUGCUGUACUAUUUCAGAGAAAUCUAAGGAUCGCGUAAUGUAGAAUAUAAAUUUGGAAGAUCUAGAAACAGAGUAUUCCGCUGAUAAUUACAAAGAAAAGAGUUUUUUUCAAUAAAGGUUAUAUGAUAAAUAAAAAGAAAUCUUCGAAAACUGAUAUAGACUUUAAAAUUACUUUUCAAAUACUUUCGUUCGAUGUACUCGGAAACUAAUUAAAAAUCAUCGUACAAUGUUUCAUCUACUCUUUCGGGGUCUUGAAAUUUGAUUUUCAAAAUGAAAAGUUUCCAUACUUCUGAUGCUGAAAAUUUAAAUAAAAAAUUAAUUAGAAUUAGCAAAUAAAAGGAAUAUUCCUUAAGGAUAAUCUACUUUAGGCACAGAGGACCAGAAAUGAAAAUAAAUUUUGCUUCAAUAGAUGACAAAUCGAAUCGUAGAUAUUGAGAAGAAAAGCAACGCAAGGUAAAUGAAAAGCACGCAGAUCCGUUCUAAAGUAUUAAAAAAACACAGAUCAAAGAUUCGCGAGGAGUAGAGAUCGUUAUAUUCGGGUUUUAAACUAAGUACGUUUCUUUCUCGCGGGCGAGAUUUUAGUGGCCGAGAACGAAACCCUAAACACGUCCAUUCGUCACGGUCGCAUGCAUGAACUUUUAAAGUUUUAUUGAAGAAGAAUUUAUGGGCCGUAUUAGAAAGUUAGCCGUACGAUUUUCUUAUUCCCGCUGGAAAUUUCGCGCUCGAAUGAAUUUUAACGAUUUUACGCCCCGAUCAAUCGGUGAUUGUUUUCAUUCGAUUGUUCUAUCACAUUUUACUGGAGUAUUUUACUGGAGCCUUCGUUGCUACGAAAAAAUAACGAGGAUUCUUUUAAAAAAGAAAGGAUUUCCUUUUUUGUUUAUUUGUUCGUUACUCCUGACGAAUGUUUUCUAUCGUUGUUUGGCCGAAUGGUUGCUAAUGUUUUAAUGUUUCAAGGGAAAGUGGAAUAUCGAUGUGUGGUAUUAUAAAAUCGGGAAAGAUUUUGAUAUUGAAUGAUUGGAUAGUUGUUGUUACACUAAAAUAUAUAGUAUAUUUUAUUUGUUGUAAAAGAAAGAUAAUAUAUGAAUGCACAUGUGAGACAACGGAGAAGCUUUUGAAACGUAAACGUACGAAUACUUGGACUAAUCGACAAUAUGAUGGAAAUGACCUAACGUUUAAUGUUUCUUUCAAGCUCGUUGAAAGCAUGUACAGAUUUAUUAGAUUUUUUAAAUGUUGAAUGUUUAUGUUGUCCAAUUGAAACUGUAUUCUAAGCGAACGAUUCUCUUGCAAGAUGUACUAGACUUGAAGAUACGUAUUGUUCGAGCGUCGAGUAUUUAAAUUACGCGCGCAAUUCACAAGCCGAAUCUCGGGACUUUGGACGCGUAUGUCUUUCAGAUGAUGAUAGUUCUUUCUUUUUUCCCUAUACGAUUUUUGGCAAUAAAAUUAAACGUCUCGUUUUACGUGUAUGGUAACGUCCAGAAAUCCCUAUUUCUAUGGUAAAUGCCAAAAAAUUAGAAAAUACGGAAACAAGACAGAAAUGCAGUAAAAUAGAGGAACGACGUAUCUUUGCCUUUUUUCUCUUUCUCAAAAGGGACAUUAUCUUUCUUCGAGUAGUCGGAAACAUCUGAUUGCAAUUCGUAUAUAUGAGAAAAUACAUUUUCGACAUUCUACUGCUCUAUUCGAGUCAAUAAAAUCUUCAUCGGCAAUUAUAUCACACCGUUGCAACGAAUAUGACUCGACGUAAAUAUUUUUUCCUUCGUCUUCUUUUUUUUUUAAAGAUAUCAUACAUCGCUUGAAUAAAGUUAAAUUAAAAGACACUUAGUCCCGCUCUGUAAGCGUCGUUCUUCUUAUUGAUAAUUAACAAACAUUUUGAUCAUCAUUUUUGAAAAAUGACGAACGAAGCAAGAAUAUAACGUACUCGUAUAAUUUGCAAAAAUUCCACUGAACAAAAAUGAAUUUCAUAAAUCUGUCACCACAUGACGAAUGCAUAAAUUUUCUAAUCUGCCAAUCUGGUUAACUACUUACGAUGAAAUGAAAAUUUGCAAUGCAGGUUCGUCACAAAAGUGAAGAGAGAUUAAUUUUUAUUAGGUAUAAUUAUUAAUCAGAUUCAAGUGAAUUUGAUUGUAAUAACAGUAUUGAUAUUUUUGCAUUGUUAAUAUCACGUAAUUAUAAUAUAUAAUAUAGCGAUACACGUAAAAUGAGAUUGCAACGUGAAAUAAAAAGAAAAAGAACGAUGUUGUCGCGAAUCAAAUGACAGGAUGAAUUUUUUAAAGCACAAGACGUUAAAGCGUUCAAGAACUCAUUUUCACCAAGUUUGUCAUAUUUGCAAUUUCUCCCUUCCGUGCAUCGUUUUGCCCGAAAAAGUACGAAAUACCAUGAAAAAACGUUGAGAACGAGUUCUAAAUGCAAUCCAUUUAUCGAACUGACAUUAAAUGGCGAGCGAAUGAGCGACGUUUUGUAAAUUGUGUGAUAAGUGAUUUAAAUAAAAACACGAUGUGGUACAUUUUGUGUAACAUUGGUACAUUGUUGUAAAUAAUAAAUAGAUCGUAUGUUGUA